Molecule: messenger RNA, 5046 nt
Organism: Octodon degus (degu)
Lineage: Eukaryota; Metazoa; Chordata; Mammalia; Rodentia; Octodontidae
Gene: Ranbp6
Product: RAN binding protein 6
Exons: 1
Coding region: 28-3345 (1105 amino acids)
Biological process (GO): protein import into nucleus
Cellular component (GO): nucleus; cytoplasm
Molecular function (GO): protein binding; nuclear import signal receptor activity
Source: RefSeq, a predicted model, not a curated record
CGGUCGCGCUAACUUUGACAGGGAACGAUGGCGGCGACGGGUUCUGCAGGGUUACCGGCAACCGUGUCGGAAAAGCAAGAGUUUUACCAGCUUCUGAAGAACCUGAUAAACCCAAGCUGUAUGGUGCGGAGGCAAGCAGAGGAAAUCUAUGAAAACAUACCAGGUCUGUGUAAGACUACAUUCCUCUUAGAUGCCGUCAGAAACAGAAGAGUAGGUUAUGAGGUGAGGCAAAUGGCUGCCGCGCUGCUACGACGGCUUUUGUCCUCUGGGUUUGAGGAGGUCUAUCCAAAUCUGCCUUUCGAUGUUCAGAGGGAUGUCAAGAUUGAACUGAUACUGGCUGUUAAGUUAGAAACACAUGCUAGCAUGAGGAAGAAGCUUUGUGAUAUUUUUGCUGUGCUGGCUAGGAAUUUGAUAGAUGAGAAUGGCACUAACCAUUGGCCAGAAGGUCUGAAGUUCCUUAUUGAUUCAAUCCACUCUAAAAAUGUAGUUCUGUGGGAAGUUGCACUUCAUGUGUUUUGGCACUUUCCUGGGAUUUUUGGGAACCAAGACCGACACGAUUUGGAUAUCAUCAAAAGGUUGUUGGACCAAUGUAUUCAAGAUCAAGAACAUCCAGCAAUCAGGACAUUAUCUGCUAGAGCUGCAGCCGCAUUUGUACUUGCUAAUGAGAAUAAUAUUGCACUUUUCAAAGACUUUUCAGACUUGCUUCCAGGAAUCUUACAGGCUGUGAAUGACUCAUGCUACCAGGAUGAUGAUUCCGUACUAGAGUCCCUUGUUGAGAUUGCAGAUACCGUACCUAAGUACUUGGGUCCUUAUUUAGAAGAUACUCUACAGUUGAGCCUGAAGUUAUGUGGAGACUCUAGACUUAGUAAUCUGCAACGCCAGCUGGCUCUUGAAGUAAUAGUGACCUUAUCUGAAACUGCAACACCAAUGUUGAAAAAGCAUACAAAUAUUAUUGCACAGGCUGUUCCUCAUAUAUUAGCAAUGAUGGUUGAGCUACAAGAUGAUGAGGACUGGGUAAAUGCUGAUGAAAUGGAAGAAGAUGAUUUUGACAGUAAUGCAGUUGCUGCUGAGAGUGCACUAGACAGACUGGCUUGUGGGCUUGGUGGAAAAAUUGUCUUACCAAUGACCAAAGAGCAUAUCAUGCAGAUGCUUCAGAGCCCUGACUGGAAAUGUCGACAUGCUGGAUUAAUGGCCUUAUCUGCCAUUGGAGAAGGCUGCCAUCAGCAAAUGGAACCAAUUCUAGAUGAAACAGUUAACUCUGUUUUGCUUUUUCUUCAGGAUCCUCACCCAAGGGUAAGGGCUGCAGCCUGUACUACUCUUGGACAGAUGGCUACAGAUUUUGCACCUAGUUUCCAAAAGAAAUUCCAUGAAACAGUGAUUGCAGCUUUGUUGCGUACUAUGGAAAAUCAAGGUAAUCAGCGUGUGCAAUCUCAUGCAGCUUCUGCCCUUAUUAUUUUUAUUGAAGACUGUCCUAAAUCAUUGCUAGUUCUAUAUUUGGAUAGUAUGGUGAAAAAUCUGCAUUCCAUUUUGGUGAUUAAACUUCAAGAGUUGAUUCGGAAUGGAACCAAGUUGGCCUUGGAACAACUUGUGACAACGAUUGCCUCAGUUGCAGAUACCAUAGAAGAAAAAUUUAUUCCAUAUUAUGAUACAUUUAUGCCCUCACUAAAACAUAUUGUUGAGCUUGCUGCUCAGAAGGAGCUCAAGCCUCUGAGGGGAAAGACUAUUGAGUGCAUUAGCCAUGUUGGUCUUGCUGUUGGAAAGGAAAAAUUUAUGGAAGAUAUAUCAAAUGUGAUGCAGCUGUUGCUGAAGGCACAGUCAGACUUAAAUAAUAUGGAAGAUGAUGAUCCUCAGACAUCUUACUUGGUUUCAGCAUGGGCUAGAAUGUGUAAAAUUCUUGGAAAAGAUUUUCAACAGUACCUCCCAUUAGUUAUUGAGCCUCUUAUUAAGACUGCCUCAGCUAAACCUGAUGUGGCUCUCUUAGACACACAAGACGUGGAAAAUAUGAGUGAUGAUGAUGGUUGGCAAUUUGUAAAUCUUGGAGACCAGCAAAGUUUUGGAAUUAAAACUUCAGGACUUGAAGCAAAAGCAACUGCUUGCCAGAUGUUGGUUUACUAUGCCAAGGAAUUAAGAGAAGGAUUUAUAGAAUAUACAGAACAAGUUGUUAAACUGAUGAUUCCUUUACUGAAAUUUUAUUUCCAUGACAAUGUUCGAGUAGCAGCAGCAGAAUCCAUGCCUUUUCUCCUGGAAUGUGCAAGAAGUCGUGGCCCAGAGUAUAUUUCACAGAUGUGGAAGUGUAUAUGUGAUCCUUUAAUCAAGGCAAUUGGGACUGAGCCUGAUACAGAUGUACUUUCAGAAAUAAUGAAUUCAUUUGCAAAAUCCAUUGAGGUAAUGGGAGAUGGUUGCCUUAAUGAUGAACACUUGGAAGAACUGGGAGGAAUAUUGAAAGCAAAACUUGAAGGACACUUUAAAAACCAAGAAUUACGACAGGUUAAAAGACAAGAAGAGAACUAUGACCAACAGGUUGAGAUGUCUCUACAAGAUGAAGAUGAAUGCGAUGUUUAUAUUCUGACCAAAGUAUCAGAUAUUUUGCACUCAUUAUUUAGUACUUAUAAGGAGAAGAUUUUACCAUGGUUUGAACAGCUACUUCCAUUAAUUGUAAAUCUAAUUUGUUCAAGUAGGCCAUGGCCAGACAGACAAUGGGGAUUGUGCAUAUUUGAUGAUAUUAUAGAGCACUGCAGUCCAACUUCAUUUAAAUAUGUGGAAUAUUUUCGGUGGCCAAUGCUACUAAAUAUGCGAGACAACAACCCUGAGGUCAGGCAAGCUGCUGCUUAUGGUUUGGGUGUUAUGGCACAGUUUGGUGGUGAUGAUUAUCGUUCUUUAUGUUCAGAAGCUGUUCCAUUGUUGGUAAAAGUUAUUAAGUGUGCAAAUUCCAAAACCAAAAAAAAUGUAAUUGCUACAGAGAACUGCAUCUCAGCAAUAGGGAAGAUUUUGAAGUUUAAGCCUAACUGUGUAAAUGUAGAUGAAGUUCUUCCACACUGGUUAUCAUGGCUUCCAUUGCAUGAAGAUAAGGAGGAAGCUAUUCAGACUUUGAGUUUUCUUUGUGACUUAAUUGAAAGUAACCACCCAAUUGUAAUUGGUCCAAAUAAUUCAAAUCUUCCCAAAAUAGUCAGUAUAAUUGCAGAAGGAAAGAUUAAUGAGACUAUUAACUGUGAAGAUCCUUGUGCCAAACGUCUAGCUAAUGUUGUUCGUCAGAUAAAGACUUCUGAAGAGUUAUGGUUGGAAUGCAUAUCCCACCUUGAUGAUGAACAGCAGGAAGCUCUGCUGGAGUUGCUAAAUUUUGCUUAAACCACUUUUAAUAUUACUUGACUAUAAUCUAUUAUAAAAUAGCUACGAAUAAAUGUUGUAAAUGUAUUCCAUUAUAAGUAGACCUUUCUGCCAAGCAGUUUAUAUUUUUCUCCCAUGUUUCUCCAGGAUUAGUGUUACAGUCUUCUGUUUAUUUUGCAUGUUUUAUCUCUUAAAUGUAGACUUUGGUGAUAAUCUGUGCUUCCAGUUGUCUUAGAAUGUUUUUCACCUUUUCUGUUUGGUUUGAAGUAUAUAAUUGUUGCUAUUUGUCUGAACUAUAAAUGCUGGUCAAGCAGUAUACUGUACUUGGUGCCAAGAUGCUAUGCUAUCACAAGAAGCUAAGGCUUACAAAGAUAAGGGAGAACUUUCAAGACAAAGAUCUUUGGAAUGAAGGGUAAGAGAUAUAGGGUAGGUUUAUUCCUCCUUUAUUCUACUGCUGGUUUUUAUGGUAAUAGACAGAUGCAGUAACUGGGAGAAUUUUAAGAUAUUGUUGUAAAUGUAGGCAUUUUCCUUAUAAUAAAUAUAUAUGGAUGUUUUCAUAGUAUACUCCAGAGAACUGGGUGAAAUAUCCAUUCUAGUUUCUAAGAUAGUCUUCUGAGACUUUUGACUACUUUUAAACCUCCUUAACCAAACUAGUCUCCAUGUGUGUGCAUACCCAGAAUUUUAAGAACCAUUCUUUUUUUUUUCUUUUUAUGAGCAGAAUAUAUUUAUUGAGAGAAAAAAAGCUCCUGUCCAAGAGAGGGACAGGAGGGGGGCCCGAGCGGAUAGUUCCCCUGAUUAAGAACCAUUCUUAAUGAAAAGAAAGUUCAGGUACAUCUAACACUGGUAGCAUGUAAGGUACUAUAAUACAUUGUUUGACAAUAGGAAUCAAUAUUUAUGGGAGUCAGUGUUAAAUGUUUCAACAGAGUAUUCCUUUAUGUAGAUAUACCAUUUUACCCCUGUAAAAGAGCUCAACAAGAAUGAACUGCAUUCAGAAUGCAGCUGAAACAAAUUUUUAUUUUAAAGACACAAACAUUCUAUGGUAGUACUGAAGGGUAUACUUUUGUUAAAAUGAAACAAACUCAAUUUUAUAUUUAAAUAUUAAAAUAGCUUUGAGACUAGUCUUUGUCAGCAUAUGUUUAUUAUAAGAAAACAGUUCUACAAAUCUAGGGUUAGUUAUAUUGAUUAGAAUGUCAGUCUUUAGUGUUGAGCUUCUUGUAGUGUAGUAAAAGGUUUCUACUCACCAAAUCAUGAAUCCAACAGUCAAAUACUAUACAUCUAUCAUGACUUCCUGAGGCUACUGUGAGUACUGUAUAUUGUAUUUAACAAAUAGUUAAGACCUAGUAAGAGCUAAAUAAAUAAUCAGUGUUACUGCAUUUGUACCUGUAGUGUAUUCUUUCAAUAGUUUAUAAUUCCUUAUAUGUUAGGAUUUCCCCAAUUCAGAUGGCAGGCCAUUUAGGUCAUUGUGGAUAGAGGUUAAAAGUGUGAGGUCUUACAUAUGCAAUGUCUGUUACAUAUAAUUAUUUAUUGUUAAUUGUGGAGGGGAGAAAGUUAAGGACAUUAUGUAUAGUGCAGUCACAAUUUUAUUUAAAAUAUAGGUGAAUAAAUUAAAAAACACCAUCUCAAAGUUUUAACAGAUUUUGUCUUAAGUGGUGGGAUUAAAUGUUUGUUUGUUUUUGCAGUACCGGGGAUUGAACUCAGGAUCUUACACUUGAGAGGCAUGUG